AUGGUUCUGAUCGGAGCAGCGAUCAAAUCCGUCCUCAAAUAUCUCAAUAAGACCAGAGGGGACAGGGACAGUAAGUGGUCUGUUCACUACACUACCCAGAAGCCUCAGCAGGGUCUGGUCUUCAUCCCUGGGAAAAGACGAUCCGGCAGCGCUGAUGACCUGCGAGCGUGUAGUCGGCUGACUCAGCAUGGCUACAGCAGACCCACCAGCUCUCACCUCCACCAACCGAGCUCCGCCUCCCCUCCGUCCUCCUCUGGCCUGGACCAAUCAGAGGGCAGCACACGCAGAGGGUGGAAGGACAAAAGCAGGAAGAUGUCGUCGGCCUCCUCAGACGAAGACGAGAGGUUCAUCUUGAGCAACACACGACCUCUGACCCCGCUGGUCCUGAACCCUGUCCAACUCACCUCCUGCUGGGACGUCUUCGCCCCGGCGUACGAGCCAACCAUCGACGUGGAGAUGGAAUCGACCCCCCGGCUUCCGACGCCGGAGGAGAGGAUGAGGAAGCAGGCGGAGGCAGUUCCCGCUGAUAUCGUCCCGAUCAAUAUCACAGGUGAGAGUUUUGAUCGUCAGGCAAGUUUCCGAAGAACGGUUUCCAACGGUGACUCGUUGUCCCGGCGACCCCGAAAACUGAGCCGCCGCAAGACGGUUACCGGGAUACCGAAUGAUGUCAACCGGAAGCCGGACUCGCCUUCCGUCUCCUCCGUUCUUCCCGGUCAGUUCUCCACCGUGGGUCGACCUGCCUCCUCCUCCUGCCCCUCCACCCGCCAACAGAAGACCUCAGAGGAGGAGGAGGAGGAGGAGGAGGAGAAGCAGCUGAGUGAAAUCAGAAAGGAGGGGCAGUCGUCGGUGAGGAGGAUCCGAGCCCCAAGAGGAGAGGGGAUAUCCAGCCUCAUGGCCUCCCUCACCUCCUCCCCACGUGUCGACUCCUGUCACAACCACUCCACCUCCUCUGAGGUCAGCAGCCUCCCGCGUCUGGCAACCAACUCCUCUCUGAACUCCGAGGCCAGCUGUAACAGCGCCUCCUGCAGGACCCUCAGUGCCUCCUCGUCCUGCUGCCAGUCGCAGGAUCUACAGGGUUUCCCCAGCGACCUCCAGCCCCUGCUGCCCUUCGACCACACCGCCAGAGUCAUCCCACAGUCUCCUGUCUCCUCCUCCUCCUCCUCUCUUCCUUCCUCCCCCGUCACCCCCUCCCUUCCCAGCACCCCUAGCUGUGGCCUGCAGCCCGAGUGGUCUUACCCCAGCGACAAGCCCCUGAAUGAGGCUGCCCAACCUCACACCUCCCCCUCCUCCUCCCACUACCUCUCCUCCUCCUCAAUCGCAGACUCAGAGUCUCAGUUCAGUUACCAGGCUCUAGACGAGCAGAGCUCCGCCCAGCAGGACGCCACCUCCUCCUGCGAUGGAGGCUCCUUCAGUGGGGAGAGAUGGAGCUACGAGCUCCUCUCCCCCAGCUCCAGUGUCCACAGUGGUCAGACUGGGGGAGACUGGAACGGCAUCACCCAGGAGACGAGCUGCGACCCCCUCCUCUCCUCCGGUCGCUCCUCCCCAGCGUUCACUGACAACACCUCCCUGUGCUCAGAGAGGAUGAUGACCUCCUCCAUCUCGCUAAACCGGGAGAAAAGGAGGUCCAGCACCUCCUCCUGCUACUCUCGCACUCUCACCCGCAGCAUCUCCCUCCGUAAGUCCAAGCGCCCGCCUCCCCCACCGCUACGCUCCGACUCCCUGAGGCGCCGGCCAGGUCGGAGCAAGUCCGCCCGGUCCUCCUCCAGUCCCCGCCAGGAGCACAGUCCCCGCCUGGAGCGCGCCGCCCAGCGGACCCCCACCUCGUCUCCGCAGACCUUCCAUGACCCCUGGGUGCCCCGAAGUAACCCCAAGAGACGCCAGAGUGGGCUGAACUGUGGGACAGUCUCAACCUUUGAACCAUUAAACCUCGACCCACAGGCGGCAAACUCUGCUGACCCCCCCCCUGAGCACCUCCCGCCAAGCCCCGGCCACUCCCACCCCCCUGACUUUACCCCUGGAUCUCCAGGCUCCGAGGAGGAGGGGCUGAGAUUCACUCUCAACCCCCACCCAGCUGCCUCCUCCGUGGGGGGGCUGCAGCGCCUCGCGUCGCCCUCCAGUGGAUACUCCAGCCAGUCCAACACCCCCAUUCCUGGCACUCCCGUGUCCUCCCCCCUCACCCCCUCCUCCCCUCUCACAGCAAACCCUGAAGCCUUCUCCCUCCCCCCGACCUCCCCCUUCUCCUCUUCACACCUGCCCGCCUUCCCCCUGUCCCCUGCCGUCUCCUCCCUGCCCAGGACAAGGUCUCGGGGCGAGGGGAGGCCGAAGCCCCCGGUGCCAGAGAGGAAGUCGUCGCUCUUCUCCUCCCUCUCCUCCUCGUUUUCCUCCACCUCCUCCCUCUCCUCCUGCACUUCCUCAGAGUCCUCUGCCAAGCAUCCUCUUCUCCCUGCUCCUCCUCCUCCUCCUCCUCUACCAGAACAGCUCCAAGAAUUGCCAAUCGCUGACCUUCCUCCUCCACCUCCGCCACCUCCUCUUCCUCCUAUGACUACUCCCCCUGCCACCUCCCUACCCCCACUGAGCCCUGGUAGGUCUCCACACCGUCGUGUUAAAGUGGCCACGCCCCCUUCCCCCCUGGUCACCGCCCAAGCUUUGCAGCGCGUCAAGCUGCGCUCUAUCAAGAACCCUGAAGCCCUGCUAACUAGCAUCGUGGUGGCUAAUGCUACUUCAGCUAAUGCUACAUCAGCUAAUGCAGCUAAUGCUACAUCAGCUAACGCUACAUCAGCUAAUGCUACACUGUCAGCUGAUUCCAACCAGGAACACACUGACCGACCAAGUAAAGACGCUCAUCCAGUCGACUCUGUGUCGGCUAACGUUAGUCCUGAUGGAACUGGAUCAUAUGAUACUAUCUGUAAUGAAGCUAACAUGGCUAGUGCUUUAAUGGCUAAUGCUAACCCUCCUAGCCUAGCCAACACUGAUGCAAAGCAACCUGGAUGUAAAUCAGAAUAUGAUCACGAUUACUACGACCUAACAAAAAGUGAGAUGGUCGCCGAGUCAGCUCACACUGAUCUGCAGCUACCAGGUUUUGUUCCCAGCUCAGCCAACCAGAGAAGCUCUGGGCCUCAGGUGACCACGCCCACAGACGUCCAGUCCGAUGAACGAGGAAGGAAAGAUUCAGACGUGUUGGCUACGCUGGCAAACAAUCGAGUCUCCAGUCCUGACGGCCCCUGGGUGAAAAUGCCUCAUGGUUGUGACAAAAACAGCAUCAACACAAUCCCCCAGCAUCCCUCUCUCCAACAGGAACAGGUCAAAGAGACGAUGCUAGCAGAUGCUAAGCUAACAGAGCCUGCAGAGGAACGAGGAAACACUGAGGAUGUUCUCCACACUGACUCUUCUGUACGUGGUGCAGCUGACGGAGAAUCCUCAGGAAGUACUGAUGUAAAACAGAGUAAUAACGUCUGUAAGACAAGCAGCCCGACGAAGCUCCGCUCCCCCGAGAAGCCCGUCCUCCCAAAGAAGCCUGAUCUUUGCAUCCUGGGUCUCAUGGCGUCUCCUGAAGCGCGGCGAGGACCAGGUGGCUGGACGAGCAGUGGACAAAUCACAUCGCCUCUCUCUGGGCUCAACGACCAAUCACAGCCUCCCUCUGAUCCCUCCUGCAUAAACUCGCACACACAUCUGACCCCUGGUUCGCCGUCAUUAAAGCACCUAACGUGCUCCGCUGUCGACAAACCUCCUGACAAAUCACCUGCUGACAUCACCACACUCUCACCUGCCAGCUCCCCUCAGAGGCAGAAGCCACCAAUUCUGCACAAGAAGCCAGAUCUCUCCCUGACUUCACCCAGAAGAACAAAACUGGAGGCACCCAAAGGCUCCUCUGGGACCUGCAGCACCCUGGAGAUCGCAGGUGUUGCAGAGAGUCUGAGCACCACAGGGACCAGCACCUCGAGGACCAACGGGACCGCGGUUACCCUGGAGGACCGUGGCGCCUCAGGAGCGCCGGGCAACGUGGAGAAUAGCAUCUAUGGGACCUGUGGCCCCCCAGGAAUCAUGGGUAUCACACAGGCCUGGAGUAUCACUGGGACCAUGAGCACCUUGGAGAGCUGUGGUAUCCCAGGAACGUGGGGAACCUCGGAGACGUCGAGCGCCAUCGGGAACUCGUGGGCUCACGGACCGGCUUCUACCCGAACAGGUGGCACCCAGACUGGAGCGACGGACCCGCACUGUGCUGGGGUCAUCGCACUCCAGAGAGACGAUGAGAAAAUGUUUCACAACAGGAUGAUGAGGUCAUCGCUAGCUGGAGACGAGGAGGAAGCGGUGAAAGAACGAGGGAUAAAGACGGCGAUGAUGAUGAUGAUGACAUCUACCUCAAAGAAAAAAGACAAAGCAAAGAAGAGGAGGAAGAGGAGGCCGGGCAGACAGCUGCUCAUGAUGUCAUCAACAAUGGCGCCCUCCCCCUCCUCGUCGUCGUCGUCAUCAUCUUCAUCCUCAUCUGGGGAUGAGCGAGACGUGGUGAGAGAGAGAACGAUGCAAACGAGCGAGAGAGUGAGAAUGAUGAAAGUGUAUGAGCAAGAGACGAGCGACUCUGAGAGCUCCUGCGCUCUGAUUGGUCAGAGCAGGUACUCCCUCAGCAGUGCACUGUCCACUGACAGCCUGCGGGGGGAGCUGUCGCUUCCAGACCUCCUGAUACGGGAACCAGAGGAGUGCGAAGAGGAGGAGAGGACCGAGGAGGGGGCGAAGGAGGUCGGGCGAGCUCCGGAUGCUGAUCUGUUUGUGAGUGUGUCGGCAGAUCAGAUGUUCGUCUCCGGUCGACCGCGGACCACAGAGGAUCUAUUCGCCGUCAUCCACAGGUCCAAGAGGAAGAUGCUAGGAAGAAGGGAUGCAGAAGAUGAUGGACAUCGCAUCUCGUCUUCGUCGUCCUCCUCCUCUCCCCCGUUGACUCCCACUGACCCCCUCCCCCGCCCAGCGCGACCUGCAGCCCUCAGAAGUCAAAGGUCAGCGAGGAGUGAGAGCUUCAAGGCGCUCCUGCUGAGGAAGGGAAGUCGGUCUGAUUCGUCAUCGAGAAUCUCGGCUGUUGAGCGGCUUCGCAAAGUUGCUUCUCCCACGACCUCGAGCGACCUCCAGGGAGCGCCGUCACUGCCGAGACCACCGGACCAACACCAAGUCAAAGCCACAAGCUCGUCCCUUACCUCAGAUACACAUGACAUCAAUGCCCACCUGACCCUGGACAUACCAGCGUCUCCCACGUCUCCGUACAGUCAGGACUUAUCUAUGAUGUUGGGUUUGAGACAAAGGGAUCUGACACAUAAUGGCCUCCUCUUCACAGCCUCCUCCUCCUCCUCCCCUUUCUUCUUCCUCUCCUCCUCCUCCAUGCGACCUCGCUCCCUCACUCCUCCCUGCUCGGGCAGCCGGCGCUUUGCCGCUCGCUGCCGCUUCUUCGCGGCCCCCAUGACCGCCAUCUUUGAGGGGGACAGUGAGGAGGAAGAGGAAGACGACGAGGUGUUCGCCAAGUCGUCGCCAGGAAACCUUCCAGGAGCCGACGGAGAGCUGAGCCAGAGGUUGGUCGAGAUCUCUUGAUGGAAAAGGUUUAUAGAUGCAGCUGCAGCGUGGACGGACAAAUGUACCUGAACGUGACGAUGUC
This is a messenger RNA of Seriola dumerili (greater amberjack), 5632 nucleotides long. It is a transcript of the gene nhsl1a, whose product is annotated as NHS-like protein 1. The record is from RefSeq and is a predicted model, not a curated record. Gene Ontology annotation, biological process: cell differentiation. NCBI's taxonomy places the organism in Eukaryota, Metazoa, Chordata, Actinopteri, Carangiformes, Carangidae. The transcript has 10 exons. Bases 1 to 5568 code for a protein of 1855 amino acids.